ACGCGGGGCAGCCCCCGUUAAACGCGGGUCCGGAGCGGAGCGGCGCGCCGUGCCGUCCUGUCGCGCUGCCCGGCCCGCGGCCGCCAUGGGGUGCGAGCGCGGCGCCGCCCUGCUGCUGCUGCCGCUUGCCCUGCUACUCUGCCCGGGCCGUGCCGCGCCUCGAGUUAUUGAUCUUCUUUCAUAUGCCAACAAGAGAGAGGUAACAAGCGUCCUGCAGCAAGCACUUGGGGAUCCUACGCUGAAUGAAGUGUUCUUGCUUUCAGCGUUCAAACUGCAGCCAAAGAGCACAGCCACUGUAUUUGGCCUAUAUUCACCAGCUGAUGACAGGCAGUAUUUUGAGUUUACAGUAAUGGGACGGAUGAAUAAAGUGGUGCUUCGCUAUCUGAAGAAUGAUGGGAGGUUGAACUCGGUGAUUUUUAGCAACGUACACCUGGCUGAUGGGAAACCCCAUGCUGUCAUCUUGUGGCUGAGUGGCCUGCAGCAGGAACUGUGUACAAUAGAGUUGUAUCUGGACUGCCUCCAAGUAGGUGCCAUUCAGGACCUGCCAAAAGCAUUUUCAACUCUAUUGGAGGGAUCGGCCGCAGUAGAGUUACGCACCUUCCUGAAGAAACCAGAGGAUACACUGGAUGAGCUGAAGCUGGUAACUGGAGGAACGCUUGCCGAGGCAAGAAACCUGCAAGAUUGUUUUCUUCAACAGAUUGAAUCUGCUCCUCAGUACACUGGUGAUUUUAAUAGGCAGCUGAUGAAUCAGAUGGUGCAAAUGAACCAGAUACUGGGAGAGGUGAAAGACCUUCUCAAACAACAGGUCAAGGAAACAACCUUUUUGAGAAAUACCAUAGCUGAGUGCCAAGCAUGUGGUUUGGGAGCUGUGAAUUUUCCAACUCCGCUUCCUAGGCAGAGCAAACCCAAGUGUGAAACAAGUUCCUGCUUCAGGGGAGUCAGAUGCAUGGAGACAGCUGAAGGAAUUCAGUGCGGCCCAUGCCCUGAGGGACUCACAGGGAAUGGAGUGACAUGCUCUGAUAUUGAUGAGUGUCGUUACAGCCCCUGCUUCCCUGGAGUGCGUUGUGUGAAUACUGCUCCAGGUUUCCGUUGUGAGACCUGUCCCCCGGGAUACACAGGACAAACUUUGCAAGGAGUAGGACUCAGCUAUGCCAAGAACAAUAAGCAGGUCUGCUUAGACAUUGAUGAAUGUCAGAAUGGCGGCCAUGGGGUCUGUGUUCCAAAUUCUCAUUGUAUAAACACUUUGGGCUCUUAUCGCUGUGGCCAGUGCAAAUCAGGAUACACAGGUGACCAAAUCAGGGGGUGCCAGGCUGAGAGAAGCUGCAGAAGUCGAGCCCUCAAUCCAUGCAGUGCUCAUGCCCGGUGUAUUGAGGAAAGGCGGGGAGAAGUAACGUGUAUUUGUGGCAUUGGAUGGGCUGGUGAUGGUUAUAUUUGUGGAAAAGAUGUUGACAUUGAUGGCUACCCUAAUGAAGAGCUCUCCUGCCCUGCUGAAAGCUGCAGAAAGGACAAUUGUAAGUUUGUCCCAAAUUCCGGACAAGAAGAUGCUGAUGCUGAUGGGAUUGGAGAUGCCUGUGAUGAAGAUGCAGACGGAGAUGGCAUUCCCAAUGAGCAGGAUAACUGUGUCUUGACUCCCAAUGUUAACCAGAGAAAUAGUGACGAUGAUAUCUUUGGAGAUGCCUGUGACAACUGCCGCAGUGUCCUGAAUAAUGACCAAAGGGACACAGAUGGUGAUGGGAAAGGAGAUGCUUGUGAUGACGACAUGGAUGGAGAUGGUAUUAAGAACCUUUUAGAUAAUUGUCAGAGGAUCCCCAACCAAGACCAGGAAGACAAGGAUAACGAUGGUGUUGGUGAUGCCUGUGACAGCUGUCCUACAGUCAGCAAUCCAAAUCAGUCAGAUGUCGACAAUGACCUGGUUGGAGAUUCUUGUGAUACCAAUCAGGACAGUGAUGGCGAUGGACACCAGGAUAGCACAGACAACUGCCCCACCAUUAUCAACAGCUCCCAGCUGGACACAGAUAAGGACGGGCUGGGUGACGAGUGCGAUGAGGAUGAUGAUAAUGAUGGCAUUCCUGAUCUUUUGCCACCAGGCCCUGACAACUGUAGGCUAGUCCCUAACCCAGGGCAGGAAGAUGAAAAUGGUGAUGGAGUUGGGGAUGUCUGCGAGUCUGAUUUUGACCAGGAUACAGUAAUUGAUCGGAUUGAUGUCUGCCCCGAGAAUGCAGAGAUCACCCUGACGGACUUCAGGGCCUAUCAGACUGUGGUGCUGGACCCAGAGGGAGAUGCACAGAUUGACCCCAACUGGGUGGUUCUAAACCAGGGCAUGGAAAUCGUGCAGACUAUGAACAGUGAUCCUGGCCUUGCUGUUGGUUACACUGCUUUUAAUGGUGUUGACUUCGAGGGCACUUUCCAUGUGAACACAGUGACAGAUGACGACUACGCUGGUUUUAUUUUUGGCUAUCAAGACAGCUCCAGUUUUUAUGUGGUAAUGUGGAAACAGACUGAGCAGACAUACUGGCAAGCAACUCCCUUCAGAGCUGUUGCAGAGCCUGGCAUUCAGCUGAAGGCUGUCAAAUCAAAGACAGGCCCUGGCGAGCACCUGCGCAACUCCCUCUGGCACACAGGGGACACCAGCGACCAGGUCAGGCUGCUGUGGAAGGACCCUCGAAACGUGGGGUGGAAAGACAAAGUCUCCUACCGCUGGUUCUUGCAGCACAGACCCCAGAUUGGGUAUAUCAGGGCAAGAUUUUACGAAGGCUCUGACCUGGUGGCAGACUCUGGUGUAACUAUAGACACCACAAUGCGUGGAGGACGGCUUGGAGUUUUCUGCUUUUCUCAGGAAAACAUUAUCUGGUCCAACCUGAAAUAUCGCUGUAAUGACACCAUCCCAGAGGACUUUCAAGAAUUUCAAGCUCAGCAAUUUGGAGUUGGGGAUAUUUAAGAAGUAAAAGCAAACUAGUAUUGCUUUGUUGUUUGCAGUAACAGUGUAUUUUAAAUCCUUAUAUGAUUGUUGUAAGAGUGCACACUUCAGCUUGUUCUUAUUGAUGUGAUUAUGUCAGACUUUUUUGUAUAAAAGUGAAAAUAAAAAGAAGACAAAAACA
Coturnix japonica (Japanese quail) is the source of this 3098-nucleotide messenger RNA. RefSeq names its product thrombospondin 4 (gene THBS4). Gene Ontology annotation, molecular function: calcium ion binding. The record is from RefSeq and is a predicted model, not a curated record. Gene Ontology annotation, cellular component: extracellular region. NCBI's taxonomy places the organism in Eukaryota, Metazoa, Chordata, Aves, Galliformes, Phasianidae. Gene Ontology annotation, biological process: cell adhesion; response to endoplasmic reticulum stress.